UUAAUCAUCGAUUGUAACAAACGAAAAAUAUUUAAUACGCGGGAAAAAUCGAUGUAAUAAAAUAAAUUAACCAGAUCGAGUACUAAACAUUGAUCGAUGCUCGCUGACUCGAUACAUCGCAAUAUCGCAUAGGCCAUGAAGCGCGAGAUGCGCAUGCGUACAUCAACUUGUUCAUUGCUCUGAUUCAACAUGGCGACUUUGUCACUUUUUCUAUCCCUACUCUGGCCAACUGUUCCUGUCAACUGUUACUAAAUAAUAUUAUACCUAUUCAAUUCAAUCGAAUAUAUACAUUAUUAUAUACACCAUGAAUAUUUAGUAUGCGUGCCGAUUGUUACAAGGAUGACGUGUCUUUUUUCGUUAAUCUUGAAAUUCUGAUUCGUUGGCCGACAAGCUUUCUGGACAAUAAUAGAGAAAAACUUUCUGUGAAACAAUUGUAUAAGAACGGAAGGAUAUUUCAUUUUUUGCGGAAAGGAGCUAAUGGGCACUGCAACUUGGAAACUGGGCGGAAUAAUCCCCAUAAGCCGAAAGUUUGUGGUAGAAAACGCAAAACGCAAGUCUUUAGCGACGAACUGCGCAAUUUAAUAUUCAUAACUUGCAUAAAAUAUGUAUUAAGCGACAGUCGAGGUACAGUUUGGUUCAUGAUAAAAAAAAAACACGUAAGUCUAUGCCAGGAAACGGAACAUUAAGAAAACUGAGAAACGAGCAAUAAGAAGACAGCGUGUUAGCUCAUUAAACCGGCCGUAGAAAAGGACCACAAGUCGAUCGUUUUCGUGCAAUUCGUGUCCUCGUGUAAAAUAAAACAAUAAUGCCACUACAAGUUCAUUUAAAGUGCAAACCAAAUUUUUUUUCUUUUUUUUUUACUUAUCAAGUUGUAAAAGGUAGAUAAGAGCAGUCAGUUUAAGAGAAUAAACUUGUAAAAGGAACGAUAAUACGUUAUGUAUUAAGAGGUUAAGUUAAUUUCGCGUCAUUAAGCUUCGAACGCGACUAAUAAAACAAUCGAAAACAGCUUCGAUCGAUUAUCUUCGAUUCGAAAUAUGAAU
Apis florea (little honeybee) is the source of this 1040-nucleotide messenger RNA. RefSeq lists its product as uncharacterized. Lineage: Eukaryota; Metazoa; Arthropoda; Insecta; Hymenoptera; Apidae. The record is from RefSeq and is a predicted model, not a curated record.